AUGAUCGCUGCUCAUCCCCCCAUCUCCUCGUCUUUCUCUACCGUCCGUCAUCCGAGUCGCCACCCUUUCCCUCAACUCGGAUCGGCAUCGGGGCUCGAGCAGGUACAGGCGAGAGCGUUGCACCUUCAUCGCCGAGUCAGCCUGUUAACGCCGGCUUCCAUACGACGAGGCGGAUCUCACCUUCUGGUGCCGGCACUGCACAACCAUUGGCCUGAGGGGCACGGGAGCGUUUGGGAGAAACAAGGAGUCAAAAAGGCUCUUGAAGACACCCUCGCCAACAUCGUCGACCUCGUCGACGCGCCUGAUGCCAGCAGGACGGCCUCCGAGACCUUCAACUCGAGCGCUCACUCUCUGGUGUACCAAGGCCGGUAUUCUGGUCCUGAGUCACCUGGACAUGCUCUCACACCAACUCUGAUCUCAUCAACGCUCGCAAACAUUAUCGUCGUUCGUCUGUGGUUCAAUCUCAAUCUCAACUAUCCGUAUCUCAUAAUGCGUUUCCAUGUUCUGGAAAAACUCUAUCUGCGCGGACCAACUGAUAUCCGGGCGCCUCCGACGUCCGCUCCCGCAUCUCCGCCUCCGCUCAAAGACCACUCCCCUGCGGCGCAGCGGUCUCCUAUGGGCUCUCAAUAA
Molecule: messenger RNA, 630 nt
Organism: Schizophyllum commune H4-8
Lineage: Eukaryota; Fungi; Basidiomycota; Agaricomycetes; Agaricales; Schizophyllaceae
Exons: 7
Coding region: 1-630 (209 amino acids)
Source: RefSeq, a predicted model, not a curated record